Physcomitrium patens is the source of this 5761-nucleotide messenger RNA. The record is from RefSeq and is a predicted model, not a curated record. Lineage: Eukaryota; Viridiplantae; Streptophyta; Bryopsida; Funariales; Funariaceae.
CUGAGGGGGCCAGCGGACACCCGUUCGCAGCCCAUUUCGUUCCGGGUUGCCUUUCAUGUUUGUCCGCGGAACGUCACUGCCCUUUGAGCGGCACAUUAAUGCGUAUUGUACAGCGUUUGGGUUGCCUUCUCGUGGGUUGCAGCGACGCAAUUGCAAUUAUCGUAUUGUAUUUCGAGGGAAUCCGAUAUUUUAUCAGAGCAGGGGAGCCGGUGGUAGUGGUGCUGACCGCGGAGGAGGCUUGCAAAUGCUACGAGGAGGAGCUUCGGGCCGUGCAGCGCUCUAGCUUCAGCGUGCAUCUGGCGCUUGCUGCGGAGCGGUCAAGCUACCCGCAGGUUCGAGAUCAAUCUUUGUUUUUUCUUUUUUUUUCUUUUUUUGAAAAAAUAUCUCCGGAAUGCACAUUCUGUAGACAAUAGAGCUGUUUAGCCCCCCGUGAGUUUGUCUUCCAGGAUGUUGCAGACAGUGUGGUUGUGGGUUGGAUGUAAUUUUAUACUUGCCAUUCUUGUCACACUAGAGAUGGUAAUUUCUUCAUUAGUAAAGAACUCACAAAGUAACAAAACUUCAUUAUCUGGCUCCUUCAUUAGUUCUCGAUUGGGUUUAAAGCUAACUCUCUUAAGAGCUUGAUGCACCUAGGAAUGUACACUCACAAUAGAAGUAGUUUUGUAUCGUGAAAUGUUGUAGUGUUUUUUCAAAAUUGGUCAAUUAUUUCUAAUAUAAGUGUAGCAAUUUUUUUGGGUGGCAAUGCAGUGCUUAGUUCGUAAGUUAAAUUUCUUGUACAUUGAGGCUGGUAAUAGAGUAUUUAUGCCCCUUGUCACUGGGUUUUGCUGUCCGAAAAUAACAUUCUCUGGUUGUGCAGGGAUAAGCAUCUAGCAAAUUGAUGAAGAAAAGAAAGGAAAUACUGAUAAACAGGAAUCAAUUGUGUGACUUUUACACAAAGCCAUCGUGCUGGGGCGUUACAGUGGGCAUGAAUUUAUACGUUUGCGCAAAAUUGUACCUGGAGGUUAAAAUGUUGCACCAGGGAGCUGGAAGAGCGAGAGGUGGCUUGCCUUCACUGCUGCUGGGGCGUAGGUUUGACUUGUGGGCAUCUUUUCCUUGGAGCUUCUCAUCCACCUCUGAUGAUCCUUCUUCUCGUCAAUCUGAAGAGAAUUCGCAGACGAUUGAUGAACUCUGGGAGUACUUUGCGGGUCCUUCUCAGUGGUGGGACAACAGGAUUCAUAAGAGGAAUCCGAGGUCACCUGACUUGAAACAUAAGGUGACAGGGAAAGCGCUUUGGAUAGAUGGUUGUUUUACUCCAGAAUGGGUGAAGUUCCAACCCGUGGCUCAGGUGGGAUUGCAAUCUUAUGCUACAUGUACCACCAAAUGUACUGAAGGCGGUGCACAAGGGAAAAGGCAACCCAAGGGCAACGAUGGAAAAUUAGCCACUGCAUGUGAAAGUGCGAGAGUGUUGGGUCGAAUUGCGCAAGGUGGUAUUAAUAUGCAUGUGCAAACUGCGAAUACCUUGAGUGAAGCGAUUGUGGUUCUGAUGAACCGUCUGCAACGAGGCCUUAUUACAGAUUCUUUUAUGUAUGUUGAAGUUUUGAAGCGGUGCUUGAAGCAAAAAGACCUUAUGGCAGCCAAGCAGGUUCAUGAUUGCAUCAUCAAAAGCAGAAUGGAACAAAACGCACAUGUGAUGAACAACCUCCUGCAUGUGUACAUCGAAUGUGGGAGAUUGCAGGAGGCACGCUGUGUGUUUGAUGCACUUGUGAAAAAGAGUGGUGCUAGUUGGAAUGCCAUGAUCGCAGGUUAUGUGGAGCACAAGCAUGCCGAGGAUGCAAUGAGACUUUUUAGGGAAAUGUGCCACGAAGGUGUGCAGCCAAAUGCGGGUACUUACAUGAUCAUCUUGAAGGCUUGUGCCAGUUUGUCCGCGUUGAAAUGGGGCAAAGAAGUUCAUGCAUGCAUUAGACAUGGUGGGCUUGAAUCAGAUGUGCGGGUGGGGACUGCCCUUCUUAGGAUGUAUGGAAAGUGUGGGUCCAUCAACGAGGCAAGGCGUAUUUUUGAUAACCUGAUGAAUCAUGAUAUCAUCUCCUGGACUGUGAUGAUUGGAGCUUAUGCACAAAGUGGAAAUGGCAAGGAAGCAUAUCGACUUAUGUUACAAAUGGAACAGGAAGGAUUCAAACCAAAUGCAAUCACUUAUGUGAGCAUCUUGAACGCAUGUGCAAGUGAGGGGGCAUUGAAGUGGGUGAAGAGGGUUCACAGGCAUGCCUUGGAUGCAGGGCUUGAGUUGGAUGUGCGUGUGGGCACUGCACUUGUUCAAAUGUACGCAAAGAGUGGUAGCAUUGAUGAUGCACGAGUGGUGUUUGACAGAAUGAAGGUGCGUGAUGUUGUAUCAUGGAAUGUGAUGAUAGGCGCAUUUGCAGAACAUGGGCGUGGGCAUGAAGCAUAUGAUCUGUUUCUUCAGAUGCAGACAGAGGGCUGUAAGCCAGAUGCAAUCAUGUUUUUGAGCAUCUUGAAUGCAUGUGCAAGUGCAGGGGCAUUGGAGUGGGUGAAGAAGAUUCACAGGCAUGCCUUGGAUUCAGGGCUUGAGGUUGAUGUGCGUGUGGGCACUGCACUUGUUCACAUGUACUCAAAGAGUGGUAGCAUUGAUGAUGCGCGAGUGGUGUUUGACAGAAUGAAGGUGCGCAAUGUUGUAUCAUGGAAUGCGAUGAUUUCUGGCUUGGCACAACAUGGUCUUGGGCAGGACGCUUUGGAGGUUUUUAGACGAAUGACUGCACACGGUGUGAAGCCUGAUAGGGUCACAUUUGUAGCAGUUCUGUCAGCAUGCAGUCAUGCAGGCCUUGUUGAUGAAGGUCGUUCCCAGUAUUUGGCUAUGACACAAGUUUAUGGCAUUGAACCCGAUGUGUCUCAUUGUAACUGCAUGGUGGAUCUCCUGGGGCGGGCAGGACGCUUGAUGGAAGCAAAGCUCUUCAUUGAUAACAUGGCAGUUGACCCUGAUGAAGCAACUUGGGGAGCCCUGCUUGGUUCUUGUAGAACUUAUGGUAACGUAGAGUUGGGCGAACUUGUUGCGAAAGAACGUCUGAAAUUGGAUCCGAAAAAUGCUGCUACCUAUGUUCUCCUUUCCAACAUCUAUGCUGAAGCUGGAAAGUGGGACAUGGUAUCAUGGGUGCGGACUAUGAUGCGCGAGAGAGGGAUUCGCAAGGAGCCAGGACGUAGCUGGAUCGAAGUCGAUAACAAGAUUCAUGAUUUUUUGGUAGCCGACUCAUCUCAUCCAGAAUGCAAGGAGAUAAAUGAAAGUAAGGACAAAGUGAUUGAAAAAAUAAAGGCUGAAGGGUACAUUCCUGAUACCCGGCUAGUGCUGAAGAACAAGAACAUGAAGGACAAAGAACUUGAUAUUUGCUCUCACAGUGAGAAGUUGGCAAUUGUGUAUGGGCUGAUGCAUACACCCCCUGGAAAUCCUAUUCGUGUAUUCAAGAACCUUCGGGUGUGCACCGAUUGUCAUGGAGCAACUAAGUUAAUCUCAAAGGUGGAGGGACGAGAGAUCAUAGUGAGGGAUGCUAAUCGGUUUCACCAUUUUAAAGAUGGCGUCUGCUCAUGUGGUGAUUACUGGUGAUGAGGUAUGGUGAGGGAUACUGGGGUCACGGAAACCUGUUGCAACCUACUUUAGAGAGUGAGUUGUUAAUGUACCAUGUUCCGACCAUGUUUUAAUGGAAGGUGACUCAAGUGUGAAAUCGUAGUGAUUUAGACAAAGGUUGAUAGUUUGCAUGUCUUCUUCUGAUUUUGGGACCGUUGCAGAACUCUGAUGUUUAGUUUGCUGCUAUUUCAUUUGCGGGUCGAUGGAAUCGUUUGUUGGAUAAUCUUCAUCAUGGCUGCUAAGAUCGAUGAUGUGGCAUUCGCUCCACCUGGUGUGAAAGGAACACACAAUACAUUGAUUCCUCCAAGGCACGUGGCCAGAAUGGGCACCAGCGGAUUUUGACGGUCAUUUCCAUCAGUGUGGAACAUGCAAACACUCCAGAAAGAACCUAUUCAACGAAGUGGAGCUUCAUGAUGCAGGAAACACGGUUAAACAGCGUGGGUUCAUUGGCAUUUGUGCGUUGAAGGUGAGAUCACCAUGCAUAGCCCCAUAGAUAGGAUCCUCGGAGAAUACCUGAAAUCAGAGAAGUUGUUACCUGAGAUCAGUUGGGUGCAACUGAGGGCAAGACAGAAGCGCUCGUGAAUUGGCUCAUAGGUGAACUAGAGACAAGAGGUGUGCUAUAAUUCAAAAAGAAGAGUUAUUUUUUGACAAUAAUAAAAAUGUAAAAAGCUUGUGUCAUUGCAUAUUACAUCUUCUCUAGAAAAUGUCUUUAUAUUUGAAAAGUAUCAAAAUCUAAAAGAAAAGGAAAUGAUAGAGAGCAUUUUUUCUAUAAGAUGGGAGAGGGGUGUAAGCCAAAAAAUUUGACUCACAGUAUAGUUAGAGUAAAUAGUACAACGAAAUGAUAGAAUUAUAGAAAAGCAUAUUUCGGUAUAGUUAAAUAGGAUAAAUUAUAAGAAAAAAUGUUUAUUUUGAUAUUAAUAAUUAAUUAUAAUUGAAUUAUGAUAUUAAAUACUUUUAUGAGCCCAAAAUUUGAGUAGAUAGAAUUAUUUAGAAUAUAACUAUUGUAUUAGAUUAAAAAAUAGAAAAUAUUAAAUAAUGAUUGCAUGUAAUAUAAAUUUUCAAUAUAAUGUGAAUGUAGGAUUAGUAGUAGGUGAUAAUUAGUGAUAGUAUUAAUGGUUACUAAGAUAAUACAAUUGACGAUUGUUUUUUGUGGUUUUUUUGUAAAUUUAAUAUCAAAGAAUGUGGAAAAAAAUGUGAAAAUGUUGGUCAUAUUGAUUAGAAGGUUUUGAAGGAGAAAAAUUAGGCUCUCUAGAUAUUUAGGGAUUAAAAUAAAAUAAUUCAAAUUAAAAAAUUUAAGCAUAGUAUCCUAAUGUGGAUUUGAGAAGGAGAUAACCUUGAAAAAGGUCUUUAAGAAUCCUUAUUAAGGGUGUAUUUAGGAUUUUAAAAAAAAUUUAAAGGGCAGUUGUUUAGAUUUACAGGUGGUGGAUUUUGAACCCACAACCUCAUGCAUAGGGACGGAUGGCAUAGCCAACUGGUUGCAGCACAAGGUAAAAACCCUGCAGUGCUAUGGCCUGUGGCCCCACAGCAUGCAAUGUAGUGUAGGCAGGCUGGCUGGGUGUUGAGCACAUGAGGUUGUAGGCCGGCAGUGAAAAAAAAAGAUCGUGAGGCUAGCGAGGCCGAACGAUAGCGUGCAAUGGAGCAUCGAGGUCGAGUGAAAAAGUGAAUGGUAGUGUGCAACGGAGCAUUGAGGCCGAAUGAAGGAGUAUUGAGGACAAGCGAUGCGAGUAAAAGUACAUCAGAACAGUGUUAAUGUCAUAUGAGGCAAGUCGUCAAGGUUGGCCAAGGAAUGUCGAGGUCGAACGGAGGCUGGCCAUGGAGCAUCGAAGUAGGUGGAGUUAUCUUUUUGCUGUUGGGAGUUGGUAAAUCCUAUUGUGAAGGUGAGUACGAAUAAGAGAAGGAGUUGAAGUUGGCAUUGAAGAGAAGCAUUUAGCUGGAGCCUUAUUGGAAGGAGUUUAUUAGGAGAUAAAUUGCUAAAUCCAUUUUGGAUGAUUAGAUAAAAAAAAUCUUAAAAUUUGCACCUUCAACCAAAAUUCUAAUCCCAAAAAAAAACUUUAUUCUAACUCAAUUAGUUAAUUGGGAUUAGUAUUAGAUAGAAUUUAUAUAUGAACAAAAAAGUUGUAUGUGUUAAUUUGCAAAUAACAUGGAGAUUGUAUUAAA